Plasmopara halstedii is the source of this 687-nucleotide messenger RNA. RefSeq names its product serine hydrolase-like. NCBI's taxonomy places the organism in Eukaryota, Oomycota, Peronosporomycetes, Peronosporales, Peronosporaceae. The record is from RefSeq and is a predicted model, not a curated record. Gene Ontology annotation, cellular component: cytoplasm; nucleus. The transcript has a single exon. The coding region runs from base 1 to 687 and encodes 228 amino acids.
AUGACAAGGCCUAUUCGCGUGCUAUGCCUUCACGGCUGGCGCACGAGUGGUCAAAUCUUGCAACGUCAGACCUCUGCUCUACGUCACGCAUUUGGUAUAAAGGCUGAGCUGUUGUAUCUCGAUGCACCAUGGGCCGCCUCGGGCCCUGCACCGGAGCUGGUGCGCUCGUUUUAUGGCAAGACGGGUCCGUUCUUUCAAUGGUGGGACGCCUUGAAGCGCAAAGACGGUGUAACGUAUCGAUACGAGGGGUUAGAACAUUCUUUAGACUAUUUGACGGGCCAAGUGCAAAGUCUAGGAACAGUGGAUGCUGUUUUGGGCUUCUCUCAGGGUGCCGCUAUUGCAACUUUGUUGACGGCACACUACCAAACAACAUAUAAUCACGUCCCGUGGAAGGUCUGUAUAUUAGUAGCCGGAUUUUACCCACGCACUGUCGAGACACAAGAGCUUCUGGAUGCUGCUAAGAGGUCAGCCGAUGGAGCGAUCGACAUUCCGUCGGUACAUGUGAUUGGCAAGGCCGAUCCUUUAAUUACUCAGAUGGAAAAGCUGUUUCGAAGCUUUUCUAGUAUAAAUCGAGUCAAGUUCGAACAUGACGAAGGGCACAAGUUUCCUUCUUCUCUAAAGUACAAACAAAUGUAUCAUGACAUUGCGCAGGAGGUUUUAGCGAAGACAAGUCAGGCGUGGAGAUGA